Molecule: messenger RNA, 342 nt
Organism: Clonostachys rhizophaga
Lineage: Eukaryota; Fungi; Ascomycota; Sordariomycetes; Hypocreales; Bionectriaceae
Source: the annotation of a GenBank genome assembly
AUGUUUGUUGCAGACGACGUUCGUGUGAGCCUGUCCCCAAGAACGGGAUUUGCUGGGAUGGAUGCCGGCCCUGCCUACAGGAUGACGCUGCCUGUGGGCCUGACCCCGUCUUUAUGGAUGGUUACCGUGGGAGUCAGCUGCAAUGUGCUGCAGGAUGCAUUGAAGCGAUACGAGCAGAGCAAGGCCACCAUCCACCGUGUGCGCGCUAUUAUUAUCGGCUCGGCUCCCAAGUUCGGACCCGCCGUGGUUGAGCAAUCUGAUGCCGUUGGCGAUGCCAGUAUAUAUAGCCCGGAAUCCCCCAUUCUUGGUCUUUGCUCCCACUUCCGGCCGUUUUCUCUCUAA